AUGCCUUUAUUUGGACGAAGAUUAUUUCAUAUUAAUGAAAAUGAUAUUAAAGAAGAUAAUCAUGACAUUUAUACAAUUGAACAUACAGGUGAAGAAUUUCAUAGUAAAAUUUUAUAUGACAAAUUAAAGAAAAUUUAUGAUUUGGAACGAUGGACUUGUGAAUGUACAUGGAGAGCUGGUUUAACGCAUAAAGAAGCAUAUCAAUCGGAAAUUGAUAUAAGAAAAACAUUAGAAACAAUUGUACCGAAUUAUUUUAAUAAACCAAUUUUUGAUAUUAUAUAUCAUAAUGUUAAACCGUUAGAAAAAUUGGCAGAAGAAGUAUCGAUUAUACUUAGUCAAAGCUUUGUUAUUAAUGAACCAAUACAAUUCAAAAAGAAAAAAGAUAAUACAAUUGUCAAAGGUAUUAUCGAACGUAUAGAUGAUAAUGAAGAUCCAAAAAAACGUUCAUCAGAACGUGCCUCUGUUCAAUCUAAACCACCAUCAGAUAAACAAAUGAAAAAUGUUAAAUAUUCAGUACGAUUAUUAGAUGAAGAUUGUGUAAUGAAUAAUGUUCUUCCAAAUGAAUUACAACGAUGUAGUUUUAUACCUAAUCGUGAAAAACUAAAAACAUUUAUUCGUUCAUAUGCAAUACGACUUGGAAAUCGAAUUGAUAGUCCAUGGAUAUUUUAUGAUGAAACAAAUAAAGAAAAAUAUGAUAUUAAAGAUCGAUUAUCAACAGAUAUUAUUGAAAAAUUUAAAAAAUCAACAACUGUUACACUUGAUGAAAUUGUACGGGAACAAGAAAGAAUUGCACGAAAACAAGCAGAAGAACAAGCUGCGGCACUUGCUGAAAAUGAUAAAUCAAAGGAAAUUAAUAAUAAUACUUCUAUUUCAAAUGGUCAUUUAGAUGAUAUACAAAUAAUUCUUUCCGAUGAUGAAAAUAAAUCUAAAAUAUCCAAUAAAAAAACAUCACCCAUAAAAAAAUCUCCAACAAAAGCAAAAAAACAAUUAACAUUACAUGAUAUGAAAUUUAUGAAGAAUGCUCCUAAUCAUAAUGAAUUAUUAGAAAAAUCAUCUAUAAGAACAUAUGAUAUUGCUAUACCUUAUUCAUUAUUACAAAAACUUGAUAAAACACGUCGAGAACGUGGUAUUGAUUCAAGAUAUUUUCAUCGUCUUAUCCUUAAUUGUGCUCGAACAUUGAAUGAUAAACAACGUUUACGUUUACCGGAUGAAUAUCGUUCAUUAAUACAAAUAAAAUAUGAUGAACUUGAAUUAAAACGACGUUUAUCACAAAUGAAUGAUGAAGAAAAAAAAUUAUUUCUUCAAACAAAACGUUUAGAACAAAAACCAAUUGAAGAUUUUGAUUGUACAUUUUUAAAAGAUCUCCCACAACCAAAACAAAUCGAAACAACAUUAAAUAUUUCAUCGAAUUCAAUUGGAAAUUUUCUUAUGGUAUCAACAUUUUUAACAUCAUGUCAUUCAUUAUUUUAUUUAUCAUUAAAUGAUGAAAUAUCUAAAACAACACAAAUUUAUUUACGUUCAUUUAAAAUUGAUUAUUUAUUAAAUACAUCAAUAAAUAUGUUUUCAAAUUAUUUUAUUGAAAUUUUACAAAUAUUAAUGAAAUUAUUAUUCAAAGAAGAUGAAAAUCGUUCAAAUGAUAGUGAAAAUCAAGAUGAUGAUGAUGUUGAAAAGAAGGAAGAGCAAGAAAAUACUACUACUACGAAUAAUAAUAAUAAUAAUAAAGAAAAAAAUUCGAAAAAUUUAAAUAAUGAUAAUAAUAAUAAUGAACAAAUUGAUAUUGAAGAUAUAUAUUCAAUACAAUUAUCAGAUAUACCAUUAACACCAUAUACAUGUCAAGAAUUAACUCGUCUAUAUUUAUUAAAAGAAAAAGAUGAAACCAAUCAAAAUAUUCUAGAGAAAUUAGCUAACUCCGAAACAAAAGAUUUACAAAUAUCAGAACAAAUUGAUCUUCUUGUAUUAUUGGUUAAUACAAUUACUACAGAUAAUGAAUUAAUGUCUGAUUAUUUUGAAUAUUUAACUCGUACGAUGUCUGAAGCAGCUCGUGAACGUAAUCAAUUAAUAGCCGAACGUCGUAAGGCACAAGAAGAAGAAAGUAAACAGAAAAAAAUACAAUUACAAAAUGGUGAAAACGAAAAAGUUUCAUCGAAAAAACAAACAAAAAUUGGACCAUUAAUAACACCAAAAAAUAGUAAUGGAAUAACGAAUGAUGAAAAUCAACAAACAUCACCGGGUAUUGUUGAUGAAAAUGGAGAUAUUGAUGAUGGUGAUCUUAAAACAGUUUUACAAAGACGAAGACAAAUGGUUGCUUUAUCAAAAGAAUUAAAAGAAAAACGUGAAAUUGAAGCACAAAAACUUUAUAUAAAACAAAAACGUCAAUUAGCUAUUCAAAAAGCUGAACAAAUUUAUCAAGAUGCACUUGUUAAUCUUCAAUAUGGCUUUCGAAUUAAACCAUUAGGAUAUGAUCGAAAUUAUAAUCGCUAUUGGUUCUUUCGAGGUUAUCCUGGUAUAUUCGUAGAAAAAGGUUGGAUUGGUUCCGAUGUAAAUUAUUCCGUUGAAUUAUCUUCUGAAGAUGUAUUAUCAACUACUAAUGAUGAAAAAAUUAUACCUAAAGAUGAAUUAAAUCAAUGGUUUAUCUAUGAUGAUGAAAUAAUAAUUCAACAAUUAAUACAAUCAUUAAACGAUCGUGGUAUUCGUGAACAUAAUUUAUUAAUAAAUUUAAAAAAAUCUAUGCCACUUAUACAUAAUGAAUUUGAACAAAUAAAAAAAUCGAAAAAUUCUCUUGAACAACAUGAUGAAAAUCUUGAAUUAUCAAAUGAUAUAAUAACAUCAUUUAAAAGUGAACUUGAAGAUAUUGAAACACGUUUACGUCUUGGUUCAUUAGGUGGUUUUAUUAUACCUGAAAAUCUUGUUGAAUGGCAAAAUAAAUUAAAACAAUCGAAUGAACGUAUUGAUCUUGGUGAAUUACUUAUACAAUUACAACAAACAGUUGCAGAUAAAUAUGCAUCUGGUAUAUUUAAUUUACCUGAUAAAAAAUCAUUUCAAAUCUGGUUAAAUGAUUGUCGAACAUGUAAAACAUAUUCACGUUUAUAUGUUUUAAUGAUGAUAUUUGAAAAUUCUAUCACAUGGAAUAAAUCAACCGUUGGAAUAAAAUGUAAAAUAUGUCGUAAAAAACAUAAAGAUGAAUAUAUUAUUGUUUGUGAUCAAUGUUGUUACGGUUUUCAUCAAGAAUGUUUACGUGAUUCAAAUGAUAAUAAUAUAAAAAAUUCAACAAAUGAUUUAUGGUAUUGUCCAGCAUGUCGACCAUCAACUAAACGACGUAUUAGACAAGAUAAAAAGAAAAUUGAUUAUCAAGAAAAUGAAAUCUAUGAUGAUGAUAUGGAUGUUGAAACAGAUUCAAAUACAACGAAUCAAGAAGAUUUAUCAGAAUCUGAUCAUAAUAUAGAAGAUGAUAUUUGUCAUAUAUGCGGAGGUGAAAAUGAUUUAAUACAAUGUACACAAUGUCAAUUACAUUAUCAUUGUCAAUGUCAUGAACCACCAUUAAGAUGUGCACCACGAUCUACAACAUGGAUAUGUAAUAAUUGUCGAAAUGAAAUUGCCAACGAAACAAAUAAAUCAAAAACAAAUAAACAAAUUAAAAAAUCGAAACAAAAAACUUCAAUAAAAACACAGAAACAAAAUAAUACGCGUAAAAAUUCGCGUAAAAAUUAUUGUGAAGCUGAUGAAGAAGAAGAAAGUGAAGCUGAAGAGAAAACAAAAGGACAACGACGUUCGAAACGAUUACGACGAUCAGAACCAUCUCCAGCAAAAAAGAAUGAAGAUAAUCAACGUACAAAUCGACGAUCUCGUACUAUAAAAUCCAUAUCAUCAUCAUCAUCAUCAUCUUCCGAUGAAGAUCAAAUAACAAAUAAUAAUGAUGAUGACGAAAGUAAUUUAGCACAAACUGAUGAUGAUGAAGAAGAGAAUGAAAACAACAACGAUGAUUCACCGUCCUCAAAUUAG
Messenger RNA from Adineta steineri, 3999 nucleotides. The record is from the annotation of a GenBank genome assembly. Lineage: Eukaryota; Metazoa; Rotifera; Eurotatoria; Adinetida; Adinetidae.